AUGAAGUUCGGUCGCGUGCUGCAGCUCCGUGCCAUCCCCGAGUGGCGGGAGUCGUACAUCGGUUACAAGCGCUUCAAGCGGCUGCUCAAGAGGCUUCCGACGGCUCAGUCCAGCGGCUCCUUCUCUCCGACGGCGUCGCUCUCGCUGCGGGAACCGUCCGAGCUCGAGGCGCCGCUGCUCUCCGGCCCGUACGCCGAGGUCGAGGCGCUCUUCUUUGCCGCACUCGACGACGACUUGCGCCGGGUCAACGAGGUGUCUGUGGCGGAGACCGAGUCGAUCGAGACGAGCGUCGCGCUCGCGACGGGCGGUGAGGCGCUCCUGUCGCAGGAGGAGGUGGCGGCGCUGUACUGCCGGCUCGCCAAGCUGCGCUCCUUCAUGUGUGUCGGGCAGCCCGUCCCGCUCGUCUUCUGCUGCGCGCUCGCCUGCUCGGCCGCGAUGGCGCUCCCCGUCUCCUCCUUCCCCAACCUCAACUCGCUGAUGGCCGAGGAUGACCUCGGCGACUCCUACCUCUCGUCGGCCCACUUCCUCGCCACCGGCGUCCCCGCCACCGCCCUCGCCGGCGUGCUCGUCGCCACCCUCGGCUAUGGCCUCAGUCUGGAGCUGCUUGCAGGCGUGGUCACCGAGUACGACCGAGGUCGCAGAGCCUUUUGGCGACGCGACGCGCACGUCGCCAAGGAGUUCGUAAAAUCUCCAACGGACUGGCUCGCAAACGAGCUGGCCGAGUAUGGAGAGAUUGAUGCGGCAUGCCGCGACAGAUUUGUGAUGCACCUGAUGACGGCCGCCGGCGCCUCGGCGCCGGCCGACGCCGUGUUCAGGUUCACAGCCGGCGAGGCGAUGCAGACCUCUCGCCCGACCUCCGCGUCGGGCGAGGACGACGACGAGGACACCGGCUCCGAGGAGUCUUCCGACGACAGGGCGUCCGACUAG
Messenger RNA from Emiliania huxleyi CCMP1516, 927 nucleotides. RefSeq lists its product as hypothetical. NCBI's taxonomy places the organism in Eukaryota, Haptophyta, Isochrysidales, Noelaerhabdaceae. The record is from RefSeq and is a predicted model, not a curated record. Bases 1 to 927 code for a protein of 308 amino acids. The transcript is spliced from 5 exons.